Molecule: messenger RNA, 1420 nt
Organism: Drosophila takahashii
Lineage: Eukaryota; Metazoa; Arthropoda; Insecta; Diptera; Drosophilidae
Source: RefSeq, a predicted model, not a curated record
AGCUCAGAAAUCGGGAAAUCGGCAGACACAUGCCAAGCGCUUCCUGUUCAGUCGAGCGAGCCUGCUCAGCGACAGCAGAUCGAGUGGGAUGCGGUUCAGGACGAGCGUAACCAUGGGCCAUAUAGAGCCGUCCCGGAAUCGCAGGCUGAUGGAACUGAACAAUGACUGUCUGCUGAUGAUAUGCGAACACCUUUCGCUGGGGGACCAACUGAGAUUGAUGGAGCUGCAGGAGGAGCGGCUGUCCGCUUUGCUGCUCCGCUUGUGGACCAUCAGAUAUGCCAAAUGGUUCGAUUUUCGCCGGGAGCUGCGAUUAAAGCUGCUUAAGCCCGUUGAGCUGGCCGAAUUAUUGGAUCACUUAGGCCAGCGAACCAGAGGCCUAAUUAACCUGCCCGGAACCGGCGAAGGUUGCCGGAAGUGGCUCGAACGGAAGCAUAAAGGCCUCAUCCAUUUGGAGAGGCUCAGUUUCACGAAAAGCAAUACCCUUGUGAUACAGAAACUACCCGAUUUGUGCCCGAAUUUGGUGGACCUCAAACUGGGAGAAGGCGAGGACUUAACACCCCUAGAUUUGGACCUUCUGCUUAAAUCCCUUAAACAACUCAGAGGAUUUGAGCUGCGUUCUCACUCGCAGUGCAGCAGAUUUAAGUACCAGUAUCCCAGAAAUCUGGAAACCCUGAGACUGCCCGCCUGCAUGGUAACUGCCAGCGCUACUGAGAUCUUUCAAUUGCCCGAGUUACGUGAGCUGACAGCUUUUCUGUGUCAAAACUCGGGGCACGGUCACCUGGCUGCGGAUGCCGAUGACGAUGGCAAGGCAAGUGGCAGUGCCACAGGAACUUUGUCCGCGUGCCUGCAGCAAAUUCGGGGUCGCAGCUGUCGGAUUGUGGGACUCCGUUUGCAGUGUCGACUGGAUGACUGGCUGCUGCCAGUCGGCGCCGUGGAGGAGGCAUUCCGGUUGCACUGCUUCGCCUGGCACUCGCAGCUGACGGUGCACUAUGAUGUGGCGGAUGGGAGCGUCAAGUGGAUGCCACAGCGACCGCAGGCGGUGCGCUCCCUCCUCCGAUUCCUUGCCACCCAGGCGGCCAGUUUGCGGGAAUUGGAUUUCACGCGUAACGCACAUGCCACGCCCACAUUCCUGGCCCAGCUGGACGCCCACUUGAAGCGGGCCGGCGGAUGUCCUACCACCCAACUGACAAAUACGGAUACGAAUGCGAAUGCGGAUGCGGAUACGGCUGAGACAAACGAUUUGGCGUUUGUCGAGCUGGAAUUGCUGCAUUUGCCUAAUGAACAAACGGAAGCGAGCACCGGAGAGAUGACAGCGAUGAGGGAUUAGGCCAAAAGGAUAAUGGAUGGGGCAACUCAUCUGAUUGCUGACGAUGGUGGGCGCAUAAUAGCAAAUUAAGCCAGAGGCAAAUGGGAAUUUGCA